UCAGCACAGAUACCAACCUGGGAAUCUCUCAUCACUCUCUUCAAAAAGAUCCAUUCAGUGGAAAGGAUGAAGUGCGCUGUGGUCUUCCUGGUCUUGUCUAUGGUCGUUCUAAUGGCUGAACCUGGAGAGUGUAUUUGGGGAACACUCAUUCACGUUGGGAGCCAUUUAAUUCAUGGGCUCUUCCAUGGGGGGAAAAAAGCAAACUUGGAAGACCAGCAGCUGGAGCAGCUGGACAAACGUUCAGCCAAUUACAACCCAGGACAGCCUGUUUUUGACUAGACUCAUAUGCUCUCUCUGAAGAUAUGAUUAGAGUGAAGAGAAAAACCUUGCAUUUUGUUUGAUGAUAAAGUCGUUCUUGUUCAUUCAUUUGGUAAAUUGUAAGACGCUUAAUAAAUUGGCAUUAUGGCACACUGGAAUCCCUUUCACUUGUCUUGUCUAAUAAUCUGUUGGCGUAGGAAAAGGUUUAGCUUUUAAAACACAGUUGACUGGAAACAUCAGACCUGAAACAGUCAAAAGAAUUGUGUUGGUUUUACCAAGAGCUGUGUGACAAGGAUUUACAUAAAACAUGAGUCAGCAAAUGUGUUGUUCUAUUUUAGCAAACAGUAACCACAGUAGUUGAGACUAAUUCCGCAAAAGUAUUCAUGGUAUUGCACUGAAAAAAGUCACAUCACUCGACAAGACAUGUACAGAGUAAACUGAAGUAUGCACAAUUUUAACAGCGCAUGGAGACAAAGUUUAAAUGUCAGUGUUUGAAAUACAGAAUAAAUGCAGAAUUUUGAAAAACUGUUGGAGAAAAUAGUGUGGUGUGGCACCAUAGAAUGUUUUUUGCUGCCAUGAGAUGAAUGUAACUUUACAUAAAAUAAAAUUUGCUUGAGCUAGA
Molecule: messenger RNA, 880 nt
Organism: Acanthochromis polyacanthus (spiny chromis)
Lineage: Eukaryota; Metazoa; Chordata; Actinopteri; Pomacentridae
Product: pteroicidin-alpha-like
Exons: 4
Coding region: 67-279 (70 amino acids)
Biological process (GO): defense response to bacterium
Source: RefSeq, a predicted model, not a curated record